This is a messenger RNA of Puntigrus tetrazona (Sumatra barb), 1987 nucleotides long. It is a transcript of the gene gch2, whose product is annotated as GTP cyclohydrolase 2. Gene Ontology annotation, cellular component: cytoplasm. The record is from RefSeq and is a predicted model, not a curated record. The coding region runs from base 659 to 1378 and encodes 239 amino acids. Gene Ontology annotation, molecular function: GTP binding; GTP cyclohydrolase I activity; zinc ion binding. NCBI's taxonomy places the organism in Eukaryota, Metazoa, Chordata, Actinopteri, Cypriniformes, Cyprinidae. The transcript has 6 exons. Gene Ontology annotation, biological process: tetrahydrofolate biosynthetic process; tetrahydrobiopterin biosynthetic process.
AUAUAAAAGACAUAAGCUCAGCACAUGCAUAAAUGAGAAGUCAUAUGCAGUGGUUAUAUGUAUAGGCUACACCUUUCAAAUAAACAGAAUUCUUCGCUUUUUAUUUCACAAAAACAACACUGAUAACAACAUUGAGUUUAGUUACUACGCUAUUAUUAUUGUUAUUAUUAUUAUAAGGCUUUGAUUUAAAAUUUUAAAAGAAUCUAAAGUGUCUUAAUACAGCUUAUGGGGGUCAAGCUUAUGUGUGAGCACGUGAGGUCAUAUGCUCAGAAGUUUGACGCUCAUUUAUGCCUUUACAUUAAGACUAGCAAAUCACGAAUCAGUUUUGCAUGACUGUAACGCAUUAUUCAAUUACACCGCAUAAAAAGGGUGUGACAUGUGUAAGACACAAUAGAGCGCGUGCUCACACUAAAUACCGACGUGUUCAAUUGGACACAGUGAUAGCGGAGGGCUCCUAUAAAUGCCACGCAGAGUUGGAGAGAAGUACACUGCAGCUGAACCUCAACUCCGAAGCACCACGGCGAUCAAUAGCCUACCUGGCAACCGGCUGCAGUCGUGAAAUAAUAUAGACUAAAUCCGUUUGGUUAACGACCGUACGUUUUAAAUAAACGACAAUAAUAUCUUAUUCUCUUUUAAUUAGCCAUUUAAGGUACAUUCGAUGGAAUACCAAAAGGCGGCAGAAUUGAACGGUUUGUGCAAUGGCAAAAUUGUCACAGAGUAUCUCUGCCGUAACGGCUUUAGCGAGCUGACGGUCGACUCGAAAAAAGUCGCUGUCCAGCACAAGAACGAGACGUCCCGGAAAGAGGCGGAGGACGAGUCGCGGUUACCUGCUCUGGAGGCGGCGUACACAACCAUCCUGCGAGGUCUGGGAGAAAACACCGACCGGCAGGGGCUCCUCAAAACACCGCUCCGCGCAGCGAAGGCCAUGCAGUUCCUGACCAAGGGCUACCACGAGACCAUUUACGAUGUCCUCAAUGACGCCAUCUUUGAUGAAGACCACGAGGAGCUAGUUAUUGUGAAAGAUAUUGACAUGUUUUCACUUUGCGAACAUCAUCUAGUACCAUUUUUUGGGAAGGUUCACAUAGGAUAUCUCCCAAGUAAAAAGGUUGUUGGCCUCAGUAAGCUUGCGAGGAUUGUUGAAAUCUACAGUCGCAGACUCCAAGUCCAAGAGCGCCUAACAAAGCAAAUAGCAAUGGCGAUCUCUGAAGCCCUGCAGCCUGUCGGAGUGGCAGUUGUCAUCGAGGCAGCUCACAUGUGCAUGGUCAUGCGCGGAGUGCAGAAGAUGAACAGUCGUACUGUGACCAGCGCCAUGCUGGGUGUGUUCAGAGAGGAUCCAAAAGCUCGAGAGGAGUUCCUGGCCUUGACCAAAGGCGCAUAGUGACCACGCUUCCUUCCCCGCUCCGACUGCAUCAGUGUGUUUACAGCCAAACAGGUCAAUGAAUAUUCUCUACAUUUAAAACCCUCCAUGGUGCUAAGAGAAUCUCACUGAGCCAGAGCUGUAAGAUCCUUCCACCAGCUACUGAGACUCAGGGGUCUUAGAGAAAAUGUGAAUAGUGAAAGAUCAGUGUUACAUGUACUACUGGUUUUGUGAAUCUAACACUGAAUGGCCAAAAAUUCACACAGCUGCCUUAAAUAUAUUUCUAUUAUUUUACUACUGUUAUUAACAAUUACUAAAUUAACAUAUUGCCUUAUAUACUUGUCUAAUCUUAUGACUUUUUACAAAAUGAAGAUACUAGAACUAAUUUGUAUAUAAAUUUAAAAGAAAUGCAUUUUGCAUCAUAUCUCUCUGACUGAUAAUAUUUAAGCUGUCGUAAGUAAACACGAUGAUUAAUUUAUAGUUAUACAAGUCAAUGAAAUGUUUCUGGUGGCAUAAUUUAUAAAUGUUUAGAAAUAAACAACAUUGCCAUUAGGAUAUUGUCACUUUUUUUUUUUAACCAAAUUGUAUGAGAAAUCAAAACAAAUGUCAACUGUGCCAAAUGAAACAAUA